Vigna radiata var. radiata (mung bean) is the source of this 3462-nucleotide messenger RNA. Its product is annotated as tRNA wybutosine-synthesizing protein 2/3/4. The transcript is spliced from 9 exons. The record is from RefSeq and is a predicted model, not a curated record. Gene Ontology annotation, molecular function: protein binding; tRNA methyltransferase activity. Gene Ontology annotation, biological process: tRNA methylation. Gene Ontology annotation, cellular component: cytoplasm. Bases 24 to 3152 code for a protein of 1042 amino acids. Lineage: Eukaryota; Viridiplantae; Streptophyta; Magnoliopsida; Fabales; Fabaceae.
UUUACGGUUCUGAGAGGACAAGGAUGGAGUUCGAAAAGAGAAAAGCUGCGACACUGGCCUCACUGGUUUCGACGGAAUCAGACAAAUCUCCGAAGGGCUCUUUAGACGCACCCAUCGUUCCUCUCUUGAACGCUCUGAACCAAAACCCUUCUUACUUCACCACAAGUUCUUGCUCUGGCCGAAUCUCCAUCCUCUCCCAACCCAUCUCCGAAGCUCCAAACCCUAAAAAGAAAGCCAGAGGCGGCACGUGGCUCUUCGUUUCACACCACCCCGCCGAUCCCGACUCGGUCCUCUCCCUCCUCUUCCCCUCCGAGCCAACUCCCUCCCACUUCGUCUCCGAACUCGUCUUCCGAUUCGAGCCCCUCAUAAUUGCUCUCGAGUGCAGAGACCUCUCCGCCGCUCACUCCCUCGUUUCCCUCGCCAUCUCCUGCGGCUUUAGAGAGAGUGGCAUUACCAAUGCCAAGAAGCGCGUCAUCAUCGCCAUUCGCUGCUCCAUUCGCAUGGAGGUGCCGUUGGGGGAUACGCGCACUGUCAUGGUCACGCCCGAGUAUGUUCGUUAUCUUGUUCGGGUUGCAAAUGACAAGAUGGAAGCUAAUAGGAAGAGAACUCAGAGAUUUUUCCAAGUUUUGCAGUCCACUGAUUCCUUGAUUGCUGAUAACGGGGACCGUUUGUUGCCGACGAAUGAAGCUUGCAACCAUCUUGAACCCGAAGAUGAAUCUCAGUUAGGAAACGGGAAUGCGGAAACCUCUGAAGAAGGGUCUGUGAGUUCUCCUGGUUCUGGUCUAUCAAUUAGCCAUUUUGAUAUUGUUGGUGAACCAGCUGAGAAGCUUUUCCUUUGGGGCCACUCAGCUUGUGUAUUGAAUAAGGCUGGUGACAAGAAACUUAUCAUUUUUGGUGGCUUUGGAGGCUUGGGGAGACAUGCCAGGAGAAAUGGUUUGUUGCUGCUUGAUCCAUAUUCUGGCAAUCUUGAAAUUGUUAGCACUGUUGAUUGUGCUUCUCCCACUCCACGAUUGGGCCAUACAGCUUCUGUGGUUGGAAAUUGCAUGUUUGUGAUUGGAGGUCGGACUGGUCCUGACAAAAUUCUUAGUGAUGUAUGGAUCCUAGAUACAACAAUGAAUUCUUGGAAGUUACUGCUAUUUAGUGACAAUUUAUUUCCACCCAGGCAUCGUCAUGCUGCAGCUAUCAUGGGUUCCAACAUUUAUGUAUUUGGGGGCCUUGAUAAUGAUACUAUCUUUUCUUCCUUUUAUGUUUUUGACACAAAAACUUUACACUGGAAAGAAAUACCAGUGUCUGGAGAUUGGCCAUGUGCGCGUCACUCACAUGCUAUGGUGGCUUCUGAUUCUCAAAUUUUCAUGUUUGGUGGAUACAAUGGUGGGAAAGCACUUGGGGAUCUGUAUAGUUUUGAUGUUCAGAAGGGCCAAUGGACAAAGGAAAGGACAACUGGAAGGAAUCCACAUGCCAGAUUCUCCCAUUCAAUUUUUGUCCAUAAGAAUUAUCUUGGAGUUCUCGGUGGUUGCCCUGUUAGACAACACUGUGAAGAGUUGGCUUUACUUGAUUUGAAGCUUCGUCUAUGGAAGCAUGUAACACUCAAUUCUGUAGGUAAAGAUUUGUUUGUGCGUAGUACAACCAAUGUUGUUGGUGACGAUCUUGUCAUUGUUGGUGGCGGUGCAUCAUGCUAUGCAUUUGGAACAAAGUUCAGUGAGCCCGCAAAAGUCAACUUGCUCCAUAUAAUCCAUUCACGUGAUGGGCAUAUGCGUAUAAAAAAUCAAAGAAAAUACGUGAUUAACCAAGAUGAAGGAACAAAGACGAAUAACAUUGAAAGUUCAUGUCAACCCCAACUUGAACUUGGACCAAAUGUAUUUGAAGAUGAAAGUUUAUGUUCUAAUGAUAACCUACCCUGCUUGAACGAUCAAAGUCAGAUGAUUGCAUUGCAUUAUAUUUUGCAACUCAAAAAGAAAUAUGCAAAAUUGGGAAAGGAUAUAUUGAAGAAAUUUGGAUGGUUAGACUUGGGGAGGAAGGCACGCAGUGAAGAGGGGGGAGUACAUAUCUGUUUUCCUGUUCAUCAAGAAUUUUUUGCCGUAUUUCAUGAAAGGAAUAAUCAUUUGCUAGAUACAUCAGAUGGACAAAAUGAAGCUCCCUUUUUAAAACCACAUAAACAAGAUAAAUACUUGUUAAAUGAGUUAUCCUAUGCUGAAGCAUUGACCAUUCUCCAUGUGUAUGGUGCCAUUAUUCUUGAAGACAAGGUUGUUGAAGAAAGAAAAGCUGCCAAAUCUCCUUUAAAAGUGAUGACCGAAGCAGUAACGUCUUUGAUUGAGCAUAAAGGCCUACCAAUAUGGCUUCUAGAGGAACUUCCUACAAGAUGGGAUCGGCUUGGAGAUAUUAUUAUACUUCCAAUUAAUUCUUUUAAGGAUUCCCUGUGGGACUCCAUUUCAGGAGAGCUUUGGCUCAUUGUUGCCAAAUCACUCAAGGCUCACCGUCUUGCUCGCCAGGGCCCAGUUGCUGCAACUGGUACAAGAGAUAGCACAUUGCAGAUUCUUGUUGGAGAUAGUGGCUGGGUCAAUCAUCGAGAAAAUGGAGUACUCUAUUCUUUUGAUGCUACAAAAUGCAUGUUUUCAUGGGGUAAUCUUUCUGAGAAAAUUCGGAUGGCCAGUCUGGAUUGUAGAGAGGAGGUUGUAGUCGACCUUUUUGCGGGCAUUGGCUACUUUGUGCUUCCUUUCCUCGUCAGGGCCAAGGCAAAAUUUGUAUAUGCUUGUGAGUGGAAUCCACAUGCAGUAGAAGCACUCCGACAUAAUCUCGAAGCAAAUUCUGUGGCUGAUCGUUGUAUCAUACUUGAAGGAGAUAAUCGAGUUACUGCUCCCAGGAGUAUGGCUGAUAGAGUUUGUCUUGGUCUCAUUCCAUCUAGUGAACCUAGCUGGGUAACAGCUGUGAGGGCUUUAAGAAGAGAGGGUGGAGUUUUACAUGUCCAUGGGAAUACAAAAGACUCAGAGGAGAGUCAGUGGAUUGAUCAUGUAGCAAAAUCAAUAAAUGACAUUGCUAGAUCGGAAGGUUGCUGCUGGGAGAUUUCUAUAGAACAUGUUGAGAGGGUAAAAUGGUAUGCUCCACAUAUUCGUCACGUUGUGGUGGAUGUAAGAUGCAGACAAAUCCAAAGAUAGUGAAUGAGCUGGAAUUUAAGGUUAAAAUGCUCUCUGAAUGCAGUCAGUGUAAUGCCGAGUCUGGAUUGCUGAAGUUCAGAAACUAUUCGUUCGGACUGGCAAAUAUUUUACGUGGAAGAGGUUGAGGAGUGGAUUAUAGUUAUUGAAUUUAGUAGUGACAACCUCUGCAUACUUUUUAUACAUCAUGUUUUGGAGAUAAUUUUAUGCUUUCAAAAGUGGAGAUGAACGAUGCAUAUUAUAUUUAUAACAUGAAGCUAACUCAAUUAUUUGCAUUAAUUAGUUUGGGCUACAAUGAAAGCCCAUACUGAUA